AUGCCAACACCUAAAUCUUCUCCGCCGCCAACGCCACCAAGGCGGUCACAUUCUCCAACUCCCACCACCUACCCGGCGCCUGACCGAUCACCCAAUCGGUCACGUCCAAAGCACAAAAAACAAUCUCAUCAUAAUUCCCCAUCCCCUUCUCCUCCUCAAGAAUCAUCAAUUCACAGAAAACCAUCCAAAUCCAAGAAACUACUAAAUGGUUUCCGUUCCGUUUUUCGUUCAUUCCCAAUCAUGAAUCCCACCUGCCGUAUGCCGUCUAUCCACGUCACUCGCCUCCACGAAGGAGGGAGCAACCACGUUGUCCACGGUGGUACCCGUGUGACGGGUACCCUAUUUGGAUGCAAGAGAUCCCGAGUUAAUUUAGUGAUCCAAGAAAACCCGAGAUGUCUACCCAUGCUUGUCCUGGAGUUGUCCAUUAUGACUGGAAAACUGCUCCAGGACAUGGGGUCGGGUUUGGUUCGAAUUGCACUGGAAUGCGAGAAGCAUCCGAGCGACAAGACCAAGAUGAUGGAUGAGCCCAUAUGGACUAUGUAUUGUAACGGGAGAAAAACAGGAUAUGGUGUUAAAAGAGAGGCUACUGAUGAUGACCUGAAUGUUAUUGUUCAGACACUUCAGGCUGUUUCUAUGGGGGCCGGAGUGUUGCCGUCCGGCCAAGAGUCAACCGACGGAGAGAUGACUUAUAUGAGAGCUUACUUUGAACGUGUGGUUGGGUCUAGAGAUUCGGAAACUUAUUAUAUGAUGAACCCGGAUGGGAAUACUGGACCCGAACUUAGUAUUUUCUUUGUUAGAGUUUAA
Messenger RNA from Impatiens glandulifera, 804 nucleotides. Its product is annotated as protein MIZU-KUSSEI 1. NCBI's taxonomy places the organism in Eukaryota, Viridiplantae, Streptophyta, Magnoliopsida, Ericales, Balsaminaceae. Gene Ontology annotation, biological process: hydrotropism. The record is from RefSeq and is a predicted model, not a curated record. The transcript has a single exon. The coding region runs from base 1 to 804 and encodes 267 amino acids.